AGUCUGCUGUAUGCCAUGGCUGGCAGACUGACGACCAUGGGAAAGCGGAGAGUUUUUUGUGUUUAGGGUCUGUAAGGAGCAUUUUUGAGUGUUGGACUAAACUGUGAGCUUACUGCACUGUUCCUGUCACAGAAAUGGAGAGAGCAUUUUCUCUGUGCCAUGGCUGGCAAGCUGACGACUGCGGGAGAUUGGAGCGUUUAUACACGGAGCCUAUCUGAGUGUUUCUCUGUUGGACCGAACCAUCAUCUCUAGUCAUCACCAUGAAGGACCCAUGCCGCGUAUGCAGAUUACGCCUCAUUGGCAGCCAGUGCCGCUGGAUCUUCAACCCGUCGGGCAAACGGCAGCUCCAGGUCAUCCUGUCCCACGUGCUGGGGCGCCAGGUCGACCGCGACCCCGAUGGCCAGGCGUCAGAGUUCCUGUGCGGCAAGUGUGUGUUCACGCUGGAGCGCAUAGUGCAGUGCGACGUGCAGAUCGGCAGGCUGCAGGAGGAGCAUGCUGCCCAGGUGCAGCGGUUGCAGCAGGAAAGGGAGAAUCUGAAGCAGUGUGUGGCCCACGUCUAUGGACGCCACAACCCCCUGCCGGAGAGGCCCGACGUGGGGGAGGUAAGCACCAUUAUGACCCCCCUCUGGAGGUCCUCUGAAGGUGGAAGUCCCGACGAGUGCGGGGGAGAACAGUUUACGUCAGAAGGGCAGAGGAAGGAAGAUGAAGGGGUGAGGCACUCUGCGAGUAUGGACCUCCUGGGUGGUCCAGUGGGAGCCGCAGGUCGGUCAAGCUCAGCCCCCAGGAGGGUGCAGUCCAGUGGGGAUCCCUGCCCGGAGAAGAACCCUGGGCUCCGCUCCCGGAGCAUGAUGUACCAGGACCUGGUCUACCGCAAAGGCACCCUCUCCUCCCCCAGUUCCAGGUUCCGCUCGGCCUCGCUUCAGUCCCUCAACCCUGACUACCCUCACCAGACAGAACCACUGGGCCCCCUGUCACAGAGACCGUGCAGAGAGUCAAAGAUAUCGGUGAGGGAAUGCUCUCCUUCAGUGGGCCAUACUACCACCAGAAACCAGAGGGGGCACUCCCCAGCCCAGCCUCCCAUCUCCGACCUGCUGCAGCUGCUGCGCUCCAUCCCCAGACGACCAAUCCCAGGGUCCCCCGGGAGCCGCAUCCCUGUCCUGCGGAGGAAGCCCAGGGUGGGACAGCAACUCCCCCCAGGAUGCAGCAUCACCCCUGGGGCCCGACGCAGACGGAAGGAGGCUGAGUGGAAGUCCCUCCAGGACCUCACAGAGGAGUUUAAUGAUGGUUACAUUCCUCUCAGAGCUGAGGGUUUCACUGAGCAGCUGAAUGAGGUGAGCAGGCUGGAGACAGCCCAGAGGCAGCUGAGUGAGGAGCUGAACCAGUUCAGAGCAACGAACCAGAACCUCUCCAAGACCCUGGAGGACAUCCAGAAUAACAACAAGGUGCUGUCUGGUAAGCUGGAGGAGACUGAGAACGAGCUGAGCUCGGAGAAGAAGAACGCUCUGAAACGAGACAAAACCAUCCAGGGACUCAGUCUGGUGCUCAAAGAAAAGGAAAAAGAGAUUGAAGAGCUGUGCCAUGAGAUUGAGGACAGGGACGAGGCAUUAGCCAAAGCCAGGGAGGCAGCGCACAAAGCCCAGCUCCAGAAAUACCAGGGUGCGGAGGAGCACCAGUCUCUGCUGAUGGAGAAGCAGGCGGAGCUGUCCCAGCUCCAGGGGGAGCACCACACCAAGCGGCUGGAGGCGCAGAAGCUGCAGCGCUCCCUGGGCAGGAGGGAGCAGGAGCUGGCUGAUCUGCAGCAGGCCAAGGAGCAGCUGGAGCAGGAGCUAGAGGAGCUGCAGCAGCAGAAGAAGAAGGGAGACAAAGCUCUCAAUGAGAUGCAGAACCAGCUAAAGAAGCUUAACGGGGAGCUGGGCGAGAGGGAAAGCAGUCUGGAGCAGCAGUACCAGGAGCAGCUGGAGCAGACAAAGAGGAGGCUGCAGAGUCACGAGGUCACCAUCCAGCGCCUUACCACCUGCCUGGCCGACAAGGAGCAGCAGCUACAGGAGUACAUGAACAUGAUGAGAGACAUGGAGCAGAGCAGAAGUCCUGAGGAAAGCGACACCAUGCUGUCGAAGCUGCGAGAACGACUGAAAGAAAAAGAAAAGGCUCUGGAGCAAGCACUGGAUGAGAAGUUUUCAGCGCUAGAAGAGAAAGACAACGAGAUCCACCAGCUGCAUCUGUCACUCAGGGAGAAGGAGAGGGACCUGGAGAGACUCAACAACCUGCUGUCUCACAAUGAGGAAACCAUCAACAGUUUUGACACGUUGAUCAAGGAGAAGGACGUGGAGCUGCAGCACCUGGCCAACACCCUGAAGAACUUGCAGCGUGCCAAGCAGGAUGUGGAGGACAACCUGAACCGAGCCUGCAGGGAAAAGGACUCCAUCAUCAGUCAGCUGCAGCUGUCCCUGGAGGGCAAGACCAAGGACAUGGAGGCGAUGGUAAGUGCCCUGCUGAGCCAGUCCCAGUCUCAGGCCCGUGACCUUGCAGAGCAGAUGGGUCAGAGGUUAAAGGUGGCAGAGGCCAUGCUGGUGGAUGCGGUCAAGGCCCGUGAGAGGCUGGUGGCGGACAACGAGAGCGCCGUGGAGGGCCUGCUGGCCACUAUCAGCAGCAAGGACCAGCUUCUCAAGGAGUCAGCGGAGCACUAUAACAGGACACUGUCUGAGCGCAUCCAGGAGAUCGAGGAGCUGAGGCGACAGCUGUGUACCCGGCAGCAGCAGCUGGCCUCUGCUGAGAAACUUAGUUCCACUGCAACACAGGAGGGUUACCUGGAGACUGCCAAGCUCAGGGCCCUGCUGACCGAGAAGGAAUCCAUCAUCAUUAAACUUCUGGAGCGAGGCCGGGAGAGGGACCAGUUCCUGGCUGACUUGAGGCAGAAGGAACCUGCACCGUCCCAGGUGCUGGAGCUCAGACAGACCAUCCAGUUGCUGCAGGAGAGACUGGAGGAGAAGGAAGGUGACCUCUCCAAGAGGAACAACAAUGAAGACAGCUUGGAGAAGGUCCCUCUCAUCAAGAAGACAGUGGUCAUCCUGAAGAAGGAGUUGGCUCAGAAGACUGAGGCUCUCAACAAGGCUCUGAAGAGGGAGAAUGAGCUCAAGAUGUCCCUGGCUGAUCUCCAGUCAGUGUUGUCUGAGCUGGAGGGGCGUAUCGAGGGCCAGGCGGCCAGCAUAGACUCCCUCACCACCACCCUGGAGACCAAGGACGAGAUUCUAAACGACCUCCACCAGCGUCUGAGCCAGAGAGAGGACAGUCAGACCCGGGAGCCCCAGGAUCAGGCUGCUGAAGCCGGGGUGGAGCACUCGCUCCCUGGCCUCCCUCAGCGGGAGAGGACCAUCAUCGGUGGUGACAGCCAGCAAGAGGUCCUGCCCUUGUUGGCUGACCUGCAGGUGGAGCACCGCUCUUUGAACCGAGCCCUGAGGGCCGAGCAGCAGCUCUACUCCAGCUUGGUUCGCACCGUCAAAGAACAGGACAGUGUCCAGCGUCUUCACGCCCUCCAGAUGGAGCUGACAGCGGUGACGCUCCUCAGACAGCAGCUGGAAGAAGGGAUCCGGAGCAACGAGGAGCUCAGAGAAGACCUGGAAAGAGAGAUCGCCAGAGCCAAGCUCUCAAGAGAAGGGCGCGAGGACCAGGGCCACGUUGACCCCAGAGAGCUGCAGAGUGUCAGGCAUCAGCUGGAGGACGCCCAGCGUUGGAACGCCUCCCUGCAGGCCCGCCUCGGAGCCAUCAAGAACCGCGGGGGAGGGGUGGGUGCCAACAAUGACACCGCUGACACCCUGGGUAGUUUCAUGGCCGACCAGACGUCCUACAUGAGUAUCUGUGUAGGAGAGGGGGAGGGCCUGGACCAUCUGUCUGUAGAGGAGCUCCGACAGAAGGUGAUGGAGCUGCAGGACUAUGUCAGUAGACUGCAGGCUGUGAAUGAGGACCUGCAGAGGACGCUCUCAUUGACCGAGGGCUCAGACCACAACCUAUCACAAAGCAGCUCUGGGAAAGAGCAGCAUCUAGAGCGGAGACAGGAGAAAAAGUCACCGCACAGUGACAGAGUCCACAGUGACUCUGGCCAGGACAAAGGGAGCCAGACGGACAGCGGCCUUGGACAGGUGGUAGAUGGAAGGCUGAAUGACGGCCACCAAUCUGCUGAUGUGACUGUGAGCAGUACCCUGGCCCAGAUCCAGAGAGGGAUAUGGCCUCCCUGGUCUUCCAAAGCCACCAGUGAGAGCCAGUCACAGAGCAGCCAGCAGGGAGAGGUGGAGCAGGACAGAGACUGGGAGCAGCUUUGUUCUCUUCUGUCUGACUGUGGGGCCUUAUCGGUCAACCACCUCAGGGAGGAGCUACAGAGGUUGCGGUCAGAGAAUGUGGACCUGAGGGGUCAAUUAAAGGAGGAGAAAUCCACAGAGUCCAAGGAGAGCGCCGACACCUCGGGCGACAUCGAUGACGCACAGGGCGACCUCCGCAAGACAUUGGAGAGGCUGAGGUCAGAGGCCAAAGGUCACCGCAAGAUUAUCCAGUUGCUGAAGGAGCAGCUGGAGAGGACUGAAGCGGUGGUGGACGUAGAGGACCGGUCGGAUAGUCAGCCGGACAUGAUGGUGACGAUGACCCGGGAGAUGGAGAGGCUGCGUUUGGAGCAGGAGGGAGGAGCUCAUGGUAGAGAGAAACUGCUUGAAGGAGAAGAGAGAGGGAAAGCACAUGGAGAUGGUCAUGCCACACAGGGGAACAGCCACACACAGCCUGCCAAGGGACAUUCAUAUCGCAUCGCAAGACAUGGGGCUGGUGUCAAAUCUCGCCUGCCCGUCCCCGUGCGACACAACAAAACAGACACUGCUGGCAGCAGGCAGUCGGUAAACCAGGCAUCAGACGAGUUCUCUGAACAUCUGAGAGGAGACGUACUACAUCAACUAGGCCUGGACCACCACCAUGACCAGCAAACCUCAGACUCCCACAGCUCUCCAAGAGCCUCCCAGCACUGCAGCCCAGGCUCUAACCACAGCAGCACCACUAGGGGGACCACCAGACAGGGCCUGGAGACGGAGUUCCUCCGAGCUCAGGCCCCCACUGACGCCGAACUCCUAUCUCAGUUGGAGCUCCUCCACCAGGAGUGCCAGGACAAGGAGCAGCUGAUAGACCGUCUGGAGGAGCAGAUGGCCGAGUGGGACGAACUUCAGGCCCAGCUCCGGGAGAAAGACCGGCUCAACCGUCAUUAUAUGGAAGCCCUGCAGGCCGCCGAGUCCACCAUCACUUAUCUUACAGCCUGCAACCUGGACAGAAACAGCCAGGGUGGAGUACUAGGCUCUGGGUCCCCUGGUUCAGAGUACAAACUUCAGAGACAGUGCAUUGAGCUCCAGAAAGCCCUUGAGGAGAAAGAGAGACUCAACACCCAGCUGGUAGAGUGUCUCAACAUGGUCAAGGCGGCCAUUGCCUCGCUCCCCGGCACUUCGUCAUCCGCCAACGCUCUGGACGGUCAUUUGGACCCCCAGGAGCUGUGCACGAGGCUGGAGGCGGCCUUACGGCAGGUCAGUGCUUCUCUUGACCCUCUGGUCCUGAAAACCUCGGUUCCAGGGCCUUCGGGGUGCCCCCUGGGCCUCGACGCGGAGCUGCAGCAGCAAGCGGACUCCCUGCAGGAGGCGGUGUGGGAGCAGAGCCGGCUGAACGAGCUGCAGGAGAGGCUGAGGUCAGCUGAGGAGGCUGUCGCAGCACCGCAGGGCACUGCCAACACUGCCCCCGCAGGCCUGGAGGGCAAUUACGGCAGGCAGCCAGAAGAAGAUCUAAAUGAGUUUCCGAGAGGGAAUGAAACAAAGGGACAGAGAGGUUGGGGAAAACAUCAUGGAAGAAGCAAGUUUGCGUCCGAUGAGAAGAGCAGCCUAGGCUCUGAACAGGUUGCCAAGCAUCUCUCCGAGUGUCUCAGAGCAGCCGAGUCGGCAAUAGGCUCACUCACAGCUCACUGUAUCAACACGAGCACUAGCACCUCUACCACGACCAGAGCAGCUCAAACCAGCUCUGACUUACAACAGCAGCUAGACAGACUACAGAGAGCUCUACAGGAGAGAGAAGCGCUGGACGACCUGGGCUCUACCGAACCCACCCACCAACAGACCAGUAGGACCCCCACACGACACACCACUCCUGGGGCUGAAACCCCCUCUCCCCUAGAGCUCCACCAUAACAUCUGCCUCCUCCAGAAGGCCUUCUACGACCUGCAGGAGGAGAGGGGACGCAGGGAGAGGGAAGCCCAGACAAUGGAGCCUGGAGCUUGGGUACCACCACGAGAUGUCCAGGCCCAGCUGGAGAGCCUUCAGAAGGCUUUGAAGGAGAGGAAGAGGGCCUGUAAGAGCCUGGAGGAGAAGCUGGCCACGGCUCAGUCCAUCAUAGCUCUGCAGAACUCCUCCAAGAAGACCAGUCAUGUAGCAACACAGAGAGCGCCCCCUCUGGAGCAGGAAGACAAGGGCGUGCAGGUGGACCUGCAAGACCUGGGUUACGAAACCAGUGGCAAGAGUGAGGCCGAGGUGGAUAGGGAGGAAAGCAGUAGCACAGAUAUGCAGCUUGUCCUUGGCAGUGCUAACAGCAGCCUGCCCUGCCUGCUGAAGCAGGACCAGGAGGAGCCCUCGUUCUCCUCCACAGAGAACCUUGACACGGCCUCCAGUGCCUCCUACCCCAGCUCCCCCACUCUCAGCUCCCCCAAGGUGAGUCUGAAGAGCCUCCAGACGUUUGACUCCUACGGUCUGUGUGAAGACCCAGCCCAGCUCAAGGCCCAGGUGAGGGAGCUGAAGACCCAGCUAGAGAGCCAACACCAGGUCAUCCUCCACCUGCAGACCAUGCUACGCCGCCGCGCCUCCCUGUCCAGCGAAAUGUUGACCGCCACAUCUGACUCCCACACUGCCACGGGAGGUCACACGGGCUCCGAGAGGGGGGAGGAGGGUGGGAAGGAGGAGAGGAGCCUGGAGGGAGAGGGGGAGGUGACGAAGGAGAAGAUGAAGAGUAUGAGCAUGGAGCUGGAGAGGGAGAGGAGCGUGAACAGGAGUAUGAGCGAGCAGCUGUUGCAGGCCCAGCAGCGGAGUCGAUCAGCCUCACCUGCCAGGAUCGACUCCCUGGUGCAGUCGCAGGCGAGGGAACUGUCCCAGCUGCGUCGUCAGAUCCAGGAGAGCCGGGGCCUGGGGGCACUGCAUCGGAUGCAGCUGGAGAAGCUGUCGCAGGCCUUCGAGGAGUUGCUACAGGCCAGCGACGUGGACUACUACGUGGAAGAGGUGUUCCGAGAGCAGCUGGACAAGAGCCUGGGCGUCUUGGAGAGGCUGGAGGGCCGGCUGGAGAAAGGAGACGCUCAACUGGAUAACGAGGACGGGGCAGCACUGGAGCUGGCGCAAAGGCUGUCUAAAGAGUUACAGGAGAAGACCCGUCUGGUCCAGAGUCUACAGAUUCAGCUGCGAGGCCAAACUCCUAGCAGCCACCACAGCUCAGACUCGGACCUGUCGGACAGGGUCUCUAACCAGGCCACAGCCUCCUACCACAACAGCCCCACCCUGCCAGCCUGCAGCAAACUCCAUGGCAACCAGGACUAUCAUGCAAUGAAAGAGUCCAAUGGGGGCUCAACGUCGGCUCCAGAGUCUACAGCCCAGCAGACUGGGGGCGUGGCUAAGGAUGGGGGUGUGUCUGUCCCUGGGGUAGUUUCUGGACAUAAAGGGAGAGCCAGGCAGCUCCAGGGCCUGCAGAGAGAGAAUGGGCGCCUGGUGGAGCAGCUGAGGAGCAGCGAGGAGCUUAACGCUACGCUGCGCAGCGAGCUGGACCUCCACCGCUCUAUCCUGGUCCAGGGGAUCUCCACGCCACUACACACCCAGGGAGAGGGGCUGGGGCAGAGCCAGGGACUGGCUGGGGGGUCACCACAGAACAGGGAGGACCAGAGGGGAGAGGGACACCCAGCCUCACAGCAGGAUCCUACCCAGCUACGCAGCAUGAACCCAGACCUGUUAGCAGAGCACCUGUUGGAGAUCAGAGCCCUGAGACAGCGUCUGGAGGAGACCAUCUACAACAACGACCGGCUCAGAGAACAGCUGGAGAGAAGACUGGGCGAGGUGGAGAGAGACCCAGCAGCCACCAACAUCUUCAUCCACGGUACGGAGGAGCAGGGCCAGCUGACCAGCGAGCUGCGGUUCCUCUGGGGACAGAACCAGGCCCUGAAGGAGCAGCUCAACCUGGGCUCCAGAGACAAGCAGAAGGAGAACGAGAAGCUGCGUGAGGCGCUGGCCAGACGGACGGCCAAGCUGGAGCAGAGCAGGAAGGAGUGUGAGGUCCUGAGACAGGAACACGCACGUCUUCAGGACCGCCUGGACAGGAGCAUCCUGGAACACACGCACCUCCAGGACACACUGCAAUACAGCCGCCAGGAGAUCCACAGGUUGCAGUGUGAGGUGAAGAUGCAGAGACAGCAGCUGUCAGACAGUCAACACCUCCUCCAGUCUCUACGUGUGGAGCUGCAGGUCUACGAACAGAUCAACACCAGCACUGGGACACACAAGCACACAGAGUCCAGUGGUACAGCCCAACAGUCUGGUCCUGGUUCAGGGUCUGGGUCGAACCAAGUGGACCUGGGGGAGCUGCUGUCAGAGAUCCGCCACCUGAGGCUGCAGCUGGAGAGGAGCAUCCAGACCAACACAUCCCUGAGGCAGAGACUGGAGGAACAGCUGCUCAGAGGUCCCAACCGCCCAGAUACCAUCAAUAUCAACUAUCUACUGGCUACUUCAGAGGAUAUAGGCUGUGAUCCUCCCCGCCACUCCUCCUCUCAUGAUCUGAAGCGUCAAGCCCAGUCGGAGAUGGACGCCAUGUCACAGUGUAGUAACAGUUCUGGGGACAGUGUCUCUGGCUCGGCUCCCCCUCCAUCCCGCCUGGUGCCCGCCCACCGCUUUUGGGCCAACCGCCAAGGGCGCCAUAUCCUGGGUCUUAUCGAGGACCACAAUGCCCUGCGGAAGCAGAUCUCCGAGGGAAGGCGGCUCACCCGCACCAUGGACACACACCUGCAGGAGUGUGUCUGCACACUCAGCCAGCAGGGGACUGACAGGAGGGUGGUGGAGCAGGGUCCCCUGAAGGCUCUGUCCAGCAGUGUGAACACCAUGCAGCGGGUCCUGGAGGAGGCUGGCCAGCUGCUCAAACUGGUCUGGAGGGUAUCCCUGCCCUCUCGCACCGCGACCAGCAACCAGCAGGAUGAGCUGUUGAAGAAUGAGAUAGCGAGUCUGAAGAGCCGUCUGUCCCAGCAGGAGCGGAUGCUGAGCGGUGCAGUCAAACGGCUGCGGACCACCAACCAGCUCAAAGAGGGCAUGGAGAGGGUCAUUAUUGACCAGCUGUCGUUAACCCACGGAGUGCUGAAGAAGGCCAGAGGGAAUCUAGAGACAAAUUAUUAUACCGUCUUUGGGCUGAAAGGCCUGUCUGGAGGACCAGAGGAAGGAGGUCCCGGUCAAUGGUCAGUGACCAUCGGUCCUUCAGGAUCCUCCAAGGGAGUGAGUGUCCUCAGCCCCGCCAGACACACUGAAUCCCCAGAGGAGAGGAACAGUGACGCCUCAUCCCACUGCAGCUACUAGAGCUGCCAGUUCAAUAGUCUACGGUGCCUUCCUCUCGUCACCUUUGCUUUGUCUGCACUGAUGUGUUAUACAGUUCAGCAAAAGCAUUACUGGUUUUCCCCUAAUCUGUUCAAAUUAAGGAAAAGGGGACAAGGAAGCCACUUUACACCUCACUAUUGAUGUACCCCAACUGUCAGACGCACUGCCUUCAGGCCCCUCCCCUUCAUCCCUGCUCUAAUGCUUUUUGAGUAACCUUACCCUGAGCUAUGCAAAUAGUACUGUACUUGCACACCUGACUAUCUUGACCUGUUUGGUACAAAAGUUGUAAAAGGAAAUGUAACAUUCUAUCCCUCUUGUAAAAUGUCUCCUCCCCCUUAAUUUCUUAAGAUUGUAAUAUCCUUUUUAUAUAAUGGAUGAAGUCUUUCCUGCGA
Messenger RNA from Salmo salar (Atlantic salmon), 10006 nucleotides. The record is from RefSeq and is a predicted model, not a curated record. Lineage: Eukaryota; Metazoa; Chordata; Actinopteri; Salmoniformes; Salmonidae.